Messenger RNA from Amphimedon queenslandica, 899 nucleotides. RefSeq lists its product as uncharacterized. The transcript has 4 exons. The record is from RefSeq and is a predicted model, not a curated record. Bases 90 to 710 code for a protein of 206 amino acids. NCBI's taxonomy places the organism in Eukaryota, Metazoa, Porifera, Demospongiae, Haplosclerida, Niphatidae.
AAUAUAAUGUAAAGGAUAUAGUGAUAGAGAGGAGUGAGGGUAUUGUCUGUUUUGUUUGUGUCACUGAAAGGUUUAAUGAAUGUCAAGUAAUGAUAGCAUCAGUAACAACAACACUGAUACCACAAUCAACACAAACUAAUGGAACAUGUUAUUCAUUUACUGAUAAUGGAACAUACACUGUAUACGCACAUGAUAUUGAGAAUGGACUAAUAAUACUGACACCAGCAGUAGUUAUACAAUAUACAGUGGACUGGAUUGAACCAUCAGACACAGUUUUUUCAAGUAUUGAAAGUUUGGACACAAAAUGCAAUAAAUUGUCAUCAAAUAACAAUCACAACUCUGUGCUACCAAACAUAACCAAUACCAACUUCACAUUAUGGACUCCUGCCAAUACAGAUAAUAGAAGCACUGAAACAGAUCAGUCAUAUACUAGCGCAGUUCUCAGUGGUCUCUUUGCACUCUCAACCUGUACUGGUAUUAUUUUAUUAAUAAUAUUGGUUGCAAUACUCAGAAAAAAAGGUAAAGCUAACACAGGUAAUAUUGACAUUCCUAUCAAAACUGAACCUAAUUCAGCAUAUGAAAUGAUGCAACAAAGCAAUGAAAUACCACUGUACUCUGACAUUGAUGCUAAUGUAGAACCAAUAUAUGAUCGUAUACCAGAAGAAGAGGAUGGACCCACCACCAGUCCCUCCUCGCUUGUUUCAAGAUAAUUAAAUCAGCACUAACACAUGAUAAGUAUACAUUAUACCAAGAGUACAUAAUGCUAGCGUGCUCUUGAUUAUACUGGUUUGCAGUUUGCACAAAAAUACUCUGGUAACAGUAGAUUCUUUUUACUGCUGUGUACAAUAAUACUUAAGUUUAUGAGUGUGUGAAUUUCCAACAAUAUUGAUAAAUAUAUA